CCUUGAUGGUUAUAUUUACACGGUUGAAUUUAGGAUGGCUGUGUCGAUAAAGCGCGCGCACAACUAGUCUCGGGGAUUGUUAUAACUAGAAGUGUGUCACAACUAGAGGAGAAUAAACUCUCAUAUUCAGAAUCUGUCAAGGGAUCUUAUCCAGAGAAAAGUCCCCAACUUUCCUUUACAACAUCAUUCUUGGCUUUGGUUUACUGCAUAAAGAAACUAGGUAUCGAGGAUCUUCAUAAAGUGAGUUGACAAGGCAAUUUUAGUUGAAGCCAUGGUUCUGCGGCUUGAUCCUAUCGGAUUCUUGGAUAGAAGCAAUAACAAUUAUUCCUGGAAGUCCCUCUUUUUAAUUUUCAUCUUUACUGUUCCAUGGUGUUCUGGCUCGUGACAAUUUUUUGCAAUUUGGGUUUCAUAGGUUGUACUAAAUACAAGUUUUAAUCAAGAUCGGUAUGGACCAUGGUGCCAUCAGGACAAAUUCAAUAUUCAGGACCACCUCAGACACUUUCAUGGACUUGAAUUUCACAGACGAACUCUUGGUCCAAAGAUAUUGGUGGGAGAGCGCUGGUGGAGUCAACUUUUUGGAUCCUGAACCUUCCAUCUCUAAGGAUCUGUGUGACCCUUCACAAUAUUUGCCUUUUAUGGGGUCUGGUCAUCUGAGUAUAAACCCACACCAUCUGACCUGCCAAGAAGAAACAGACAUCUCACUUGAAAACCCACCUGUAGUUUAUCCUGAAACCGAGGAACAAAUUGUUGAGACCAUCACAUCUCCAGUACAUUCUGAAGGUUCUCAACUUGAAAGCGGUGAAUUCGUCCUGGAAUUCUGUGAAUCAUGGGAGUGUCCGAAACAAGAACCUGAGGAAGAAGAGACUCUCCAAGAGACAACCGACUCGGAUAACAAUGAUUUAGACCAGUACCAAGAGCGGGAAUUUUCAGAUUUUGGGCAGCUUCAACAAAACCCUGAACGCUGUACUGUUGAAAGUGCCAGAGAUUCUUUUGUUCCUUGGAGUCACUUAUUAGGCAGCAGAAAAACAGGCAAGAAGAGACAGACCAAGACAGAGAAGACAAUAAGCUUGCAAGUUCUUCGAAAAUACUUUGCCGGGAGCCUUAAAGAUGCUGCUAAAAGUAUUGGUGUUUGCCCCACCACUCUGAAAAGGAUGUGCAGGCAAUAUGGUAUCAGCCGUUGGCCUUCUCGAAAAAUCAAGAAGGUUAACCACUCCUUGAAAAAACUCCAACAUGUAGUUGACUCUGUCAUGGGACCUCAAGGACUCAUUGAAAUUGAUUCCUUUUAUACCGCCUUCCCAGAAUUGAGCUCCUCUGGAUAUUUUGGGCAUAAUCCUUUUUCAUCAUUCCAGAUAACUGACUACCCAAAGGAAUCAAACCCAAAACCUAUAAAUCACUUGUUCAGCACUAAAGGCCCUGUUUCAAAAUCCCAGUCCUCGUCGAGUAGUCAGAAUUCUGGUUUGUUCAUCUGUCACGGCAAAAGGCAGCUUACCAGCACCAUCAAUGGCUUGAGCACUGGACAUGCUUUAGCUGUAGAAGACCCUGUCGAGGUGCUGAAGAGAACACGCAGUAAGUCAGAAUUGCCCUCCUUGAAUAAGGAGGAACUUGAUAGAGCCAAAAGCAAUGAAACAUCAUGCCAGAAUAAAAAUCUGGAGACUCAAGCGUCCCUACCAAUUAGUAAUGGCCAGUGUUUACGAGAUGGAGGUGCCUUCAGAAUUAAAGCCACUUUUGGAGGUGAAAAUAUCCGUUUCAGCUUGCAACCAAAUUGGGGUUUCAGGGACUUGCAACGAGAGAUUGCAAAGCGUUUUGAAAUUGAUGAUUUCAGCAGGAUUGGUCUCAAGUAUUUGGACAGUGAUCAUGAGUCAAUUCUUUUGACUUGUGAUGCUGAUCUUGAGGAGUGUAAGGAUGUGCUUGGCUUCUCUCAGAGUCGCACAAUCAAAAUAACCCUCUAUCUGGUUUCCAAACCAAACCUAGGAAGUUCAUUCAGCAGCAGCAGAGACUUGUUCUAGUGCAUGGCCGGUUUCUGAUUCACCUUUCGUUUUGAGUGGACAAAAAUUAGACUUAUGUAAUGGUGAGAGAUUUUGCUAGGAAUCCUUUUAUUUUCAUGUUAGCAUGAUUACCAGUCAUUAAUCUCUUUUACGGAUCAAUGACUCUUAGAGAGUUAUCGAGGAAGAUAAUAAGAAAUAUGCAGCCAUCAUUUGACCAAAAUCACUAGAUAUGCUAUAAUGUAAUUACAUCUGUAGCAUUGGAUUUUCAUUAGUGAAAUUGAGUAUAGACU
Messenger RNA from Populus euphratica (Euphrates poplar), 2275 nucleotides. RefSeq names its product protein NLP2-like. Gene Ontology annotation, molecular function: protein binding; DNA-binding transcription factor activity. Bases 447 to 2006 code for a protein of 519 amino acids. The record is from RefSeq and is a predicted model, not a curated record. Lineage: Eukaryota; Viridiplantae; Streptophyta; Magnoliopsida; Malpighiales; Salicaceae. The transcript has 3 exons.